AUAAGCUUCCGACCGCCGAACCGCAAAAAUUCGAUCAGCGGUCUCCUCAGGCAGAAGGAACGUCCCUCCACUUUUACUUUUACGGUUUUACCCCUCGAAAAAUAAAUUGGGAAAAAAAAAAAAAAACAUCUUCCCUUCAAGCCCCGGAAGAUCGCCGGGGGACGCUGCCAUAAAUUGAAGAACCCUAAAUGGGAAGAACAACGUGACUAUGAAACCCACCAAGUUCUCUUUUGUCGCCGCUGUUACUGUCUCGGCAGCUCUGGUGGCUCUCGCCGCUCUCUACUUCUCCCCUGCCCGCCGGCAGCAACAGAGAAUAUUCACAGCUGAAGAACUGGUUGCCUACAAUGGAACCGAUGAUGCUUUGCCCAUUCUUUUGGGAAUUCUGGGAUCCGUCUUCGAUGUAACGAAAGGAAAAUCUCAUUACGGCGCAGGUGGGGGUUACAAUCAUUUUGCUGGGAGAGAUGCUUCUCGCGCAUUUGUCUCUGGAAAUUUUACAGGAGAUGGACUCACAGACUCAUUGCAUGGUCUCUCCAGCACAGAAGUAAAGAGUAUUGUUGAGUGGCGGGAUUUCUACUUUAAAAGUUACAUGUAUGUCGGGAGGUUGGUUGGUCGUUACUAUGAUAAACAUGGAAAUCCCACGAAGUACCUGAAAGGAGUUGAGGCCAAGGCUAAGAGAGGUGCACAGCUAUUGGAGAAGCAGAAGAAAGAGGAAGCUAAACAGCCUAGCUGCAAUUCUCGGUGGAGCCAGGAUGAAGGUGGAAAGGUAUGGUGUGAUGAGGGGUACCCGAGGCUGGUCCAGAGACCGCUGGAAAUAGCUCUGACAGGGAAAAUGAGCAAGCGAUGUGCCUGCUUUAGAAAAGAUCAGCUUGACAAUCCCGGGCUGGAAGUUUACUCAGGAUGCGAUCCCUUAUCGAACACGUGUGCUGUUUGACUUAAGAAAUCACAUUGUUAUUGGAAUUGUUACUGUUUCACUGAGCUUUUGUGCCUUCCAUGCACAACGUGAGCCUCUGACUCAUUCAGGCCCUAGACCAAGAAGAUAGGUAUUUUAUUAAUUGUUGAUAUAGGUAUAGAAGUUGUAUAUUAAGUAAGCAUCAUUGGGUUCUUUGAUGAAAGAGUGAGAUUUUGAACUUUUGCUUGCGAUUAGCUUUAUGUAUUACUUAACUAAUUCAAUGAUGUCCAGGUCAAGCCACAAUCAAAGAAUUGCAUUUGUCA
This is a messenger RNA of Punica granatum (pomegranate), 1212 nucleotides long. Lineage: Eukaryota; Viridiplantae; Streptophyta; Magnoliopsida; Myrtales; Lythraceae. The record is from RefSeq and is a predicted model, not a curated record.